This is a messenger RNA of Trichoderma breve, 849 nucleotides long. Its product is annotated as NADPH-dependent FMN reductase domain-containing protein. NCBI's taxonomy places the organism in Eukaryota, Fungi, Ascomycota, Sordariomycetes, Hypocreales, Hypocreaceae. Gene Ontology annotation, molecular function: oxidoreductase activity. Bases 1 to 849 code for a protein of 282 amino acids. The transcript is spliced from 3 exons. The record is from RefSeq and is a predicted model, not a curated record.
AUGAACGGACACGGAGAUUUGAACAAUACACACGCUGCUAGGGCGACUAAUAUACUAGAAGUUGACCCCAAGUUUAGCAAUAAGUCGCUGGCUGUCGAUGCCCACGAAGAUGAAGCUUCUAUUCGGAAACACUACCGGCCGUUCCUAUUGCCCACAGCUACGGGGGACGACUGGGUGGCGGAUUUGGAACUGGCUACGACGUUGAAAAUGGUUGAGUCAGAAAUUCUCGAUAAAAAGCAAGAUCGCCUUCGAAUCCUCGUUUUAUACGGAAGUUUGAGAAACAGAUCUUUUUCUCGCCUUUUGGCCUAUGAAGCAUCACGUAUUCUGUUUCGCCUUGGUUGCGAUGUCCGCGUAUAUGAUCCAUCUGGCCUACCGCAAAAAGAUGAUGUGCAGCAUGACCACCCAAAAGUUCAAGAACUACGUGAGCUGAGUAAAUGGAGUGAUGGGCACCUUUGGGUCAGCCCGGAACAGCACGGAAACCUAACAGGUUUGUUCAAACAGCAGAUAGACUGGAUUCCGUUGUCGUCUGGCUCCGUACGGCCUACUCAGGGCAGGACCCUGGCCAUUGCGCAGGUCAGUGGUGGCUCACAGUCGUUCAACGCUGUCAAUUCGUUACGGAUUCUGGGGCGCUGGAUGCGCAUGUUCACCAUACCGAACCAGAGCUCUGUUCCAAAAGCUUAUACCCAGUUUACCUCUGAGGCAGAGGGUAGCCGCAUGAUUCCCAGCUCCAACCGCAAUCGUCUUGUGGAUUGCAUGGAGGAGCUGGUAAAGUACACAAUAGUCAUGCGUCCUCAUUUUGAGUUAUUUGGAGAUCGAUAUAGUGAGCGCGAAGAAAGAAGGCAAAAAUAG